Molecule: messenger RNA, 1640 nt
Organism: Pocillopora meandrina
Lineage: Eukaryota; Metazoa; Cnidaria; Anthozoa; Scleractinia; Pocilloporidae
Source: the annotation of a GenBank genome assembly
GUUAAAACUAAUCAAACACAAGAAAAAAAUCCCCGCCCUGAGGAAAAUGAGUCAAUCCAGCCAUCUGCCAUGGAUACCCCAAGAUGGGACGGUUGGGAACCACUGGAUAUGUCCGAAUACGAAACAAGCGUGGAAUCAGUUCAUAACGUUGUAAAAGAAUUUCAGAAUCAAAUGUCCCGGUUUCCGGGAACUCCGAUUCUUUUUCCACCAUCAGAAGAUUCUACCUCUAUCGCUUCAUUCCUGGGGCAACCAUUUCAAUCUCCCUCGCGCGAUUCAACCCCUGUCUCUGAAGAAGCAGCUAAGUCGGACAAGGAAAAGCCAUUCCAGUGUAACUACUGUGUGAUGUCCUUCACUCGCCCUAGUGAUCUCCAGCGCCAUCUUCUCAUUCAUAACAACAAUAAGCCAUAUAAAUGUGAGGAGUGUGACCGCGAGUUUACGUGGUUUGGCAACUUUCAAAAGCACGUGCUUUCGCAUAUGGGGGGUACUACCAGAGCGCCAGGGACUUUGCCCUUCUCAACGAUGUUCACUUUCCUGGCACGUGAACAAGUCAAAGAUCUUUUCAUUAAAGAUGGUGAAAAGUACAAGUGCCGUCUAUGCGCCAAGGAUUUCACCCGACUCAGUGGCUUAAAAACGCAUAUUCGCAUGCACACAGGAGAGAGGCCUUAUGUCUGUGAGGUCUGCUCAUUUGCAUUUACUACGUCACGUGCCCUGAAGAUGCACGUGCGCCUACAUACUGGGGAGAAACCUUACAAGUGCGAGGAGUGCGGGCGCGCUUUCACAAGGAGGGACGAGAUGCAUACUCACAUGUAUAUACACAAAGGUAGGGCUGACUCAAAAUUGUAUCUUAGACUUUCAAAGUCUGAUAAGCAACUCUCUUGUCCUUCAGUUAUACAUUUCCUGGUCAUCUAUUCUCACCACCUGUUUGCUCGAUAAGAUAUUUUCUCUGAAAUAGCGAGAAGUCAUCGUCUAAUCAAUUCUGCAAGGAGAGUGGUAAGUAAUUUUUAAGAGAUCCUCAGCUUGAAAAAGUCCAUUAACAGCUAACAUAGCAAAAGAUCAUGUAAGAACGUCGGAUCCUCACCAAGGAAUACAAGCGGAUACUGGAAAGUUCAAGGGCAGCAUGAAAAAGAAGUUAGCAAUAUAAGACAAUUGAUGUAAAUCGAGAAGAGAGGAAAAAUCUAUGAGUCUUUUCUUACUUCGAAACCCGAUGUUGAUGUUACGUAGAUAUUCCAUCUUAGAACACGUCUGUUUACUGAAAACCAUCUCAUAUUUUUGCAUUUAUUUUUAAAGGAGAGAAGCCAUUCAAGUGCGACAUCUGUUCGGCCUCAUUCAUUCGCUACGGUCAUCUACAACGCCAUCUCCUCAUUCAUAGCGAUGACAAACCAUACAAGUGUAAAGUGUGUCCCAAGUCCUUCACUCAGUACCGCAACCUACAGACUCACAUGUACAAACAUACCGGGGAGAGGCCUUACAGAUGCAGGUACUGCCCUAAGGGAUUCACCCAGUAUGGCACCCUCCAAGCACACGAGCGAACACACACCGGGGAGAAACCCUUCCAAUGCCAAUUCUGCGAAAAGGCUUUCAUUACAUCAUCACACCUUAGAUGGCACAUAAAGACACAACACAAUGCCAAAAAAGACUAG